AAGAAUCCUGGUGCCCCGAUUGUGACUGUGAGCACAGUAUACAGUGGUAGUCGUAAAACUGUGUGCAUAUUCUGUGACGAGGAGGAAACUUCUGGCAAGAUGGCUAGACAUUUUUAUUCUGUGCACAAGCAUGAGCCACUUCUUGAAGAGGUGAUUAAGAUCAUGGAUGAGAGAAAACAGAAAACAAAAGGAAACAACACUAUGGGCAAGAGAGGGGUAAAAUAUACUGAAGAAGAUAAGAAAUACACUAAAGAUCUUCAAGAUGCAAUGAAGGUAGCCCGAAGCAAGUGUUUACUUCGGUACAAUGAUGAGAUUAGGGUUCAUGGAGGUGCUUUGAUGCCAAGCAGGAGACCUAAAAAAAAAACCUCUGUUAAAGUCUACAACGGCUGUCCAGAUUGUGGCAAGCCUAUUACAAAGAAGUGUUUGAACAGGCAUUGUCGCGAUCAUUGUCCCUUUAAGAACCUUAAGAAGGUGCGCGGUGAAGCCUUUGGACCUAAGAAGAGAAGGAAUGUGUUGGCUGAAUCUGAACUGUUAGAGGUUGUACCUGUUAAAAUGAGCAAACGGUUCAGGAAGGACAUAAUUCAGAAUUUGUCCAAUGGUAUUCUGCUUGGCAUCAUCGCAGGCGACCCUCUCAUCAUUAUGCGAGGUGAGAUGCUUUGGAAGAAGCAUCGCCAUUAUGAACAUAGAGGACAAUAUGUAAGAUGUAAGUUACGUGAGAUGGCCAGAUUCCUCAGGGUUGUACGUGACAGUGAUUCUGGUAUUUCAAGCAUGGAGCAAUUGAUUAACCCACACAAUCUUGAUCUUUUGGUUGAAUGUGCGCAUUCCAUAUGUGGCUUAGACGAUGACGGUUAUUUUGAAAGACCAUCUUUGGGAUUAAAGAUUGGCUACGAGCUGAGAAGGUAUGGGCAGCUUUUGAGGAGAAAAUACCUUACUCGGCCUGGUUGCACAGAGAAAUAUGAUACUCUUCAGAA
Frankliniella occidentalis (western flower thrips) is the source of this 971-nucleotide messenger RNA. RefSeq lists its product as uncharacterized. NCBI's taxonomy places the organism in Eukaryota, Metazoa, Arthropoda, Insecta, Thysanoptera, Thripidae. The annotation marks the transcript as partial. The transcript is spliced from 2 exons. The record is from RefSeq and is a predicted model, not a curated record.